UUAUGUUUUUAUUUUUCAGUGAAUAUGGCGGGGUCCCAGAAUUCAUUAACAAAGGGAGGAGGAGAUCUUUCUCCUACUAUGGAGGCGACAGAUAUGGAAGGUUCUGGAAGUUCAAAUAUUUUUAACUCUGACUUCAAGAAACAUGGAGAUCUGAGAGAGAUGUUGGACUCUAAUAAGGACUCCCAGAAGUUGGAUGCUAUGAAGAGAAUUAUUGCAAUGCUUGCAAAGGGACGCGAUGUGUCUGACCUGUUCCCCGCUGUGGUCAAGAAUGUUGCGAGUAAGAACAUCGAGAUCAAGAAACUUGUCUAUGUUUAUCUUUCAAGAUAUGCUGAGGAAAAACAAGAUCUUGCUCUGCUCUCAAUCUCCACCUUCCAAAGAGCGCUAAAGGACCCGAAUCAGCUGAUUAGAGCAAGCGCACUGCGUGUACUUUCUUCUAUCCGUGUACCCGUGAUAGUUCCCAUCAUGCUGCCAGCAAUCAAGGAGUCUGCUGUAGAUAUGUCUCCAUUUGUUAGAAAGACUGCUGCACAUGUUAUCCCUCUGCUGUACAUUUUAAGAUGAGAAAGAAAAAAAAAAAAAUUUCAGUGAAACUUUAUUUUCUCAUUUUCUAGGACAACCUUGGUGGUCGGCUCAGCAGCUAUGGCCUUCGAGGAAGUUUGCCCGGACCGUAUUGAUCUCAUUCAUAAAAAUUACAGGAAACUAGUAAACCUGCUGGUUGAUGUAGAGGAGUGGGGACAAGUUACUCUACUCAAUAUGUUGACUAGAUAUGCCAGAACCCAGUUUAUAGAUCCCAACCAGGGACUCGAGUAUUCGGAACAGGAUAAGGAGUUCUAUGAGAACAGUGAUGAUGAGGAUGAGGAGAAGAUUAUUAUUGAUGAUAACAAGAUCAGACCAGUGUACAAGAUGGACCCAGAUCACAGGUUGUUGUUGAGGAGUACUAAACCGUUGUUGCAGAGUAGGAAUGCCAGUGUAGUUAUGGCAACUGCACAGUUGUACUGGCAUCUGGCACCCAAACCAGAGAUCCAAGUUGUCUCUAAAGCCCUUGUUCGUCUUCUGCGUUCACACAAUGAAGUGCAAGCAAUUGUUCUACAUUCAAUAGCAUCUAUGACAAUAAAGGAUCCAGCCGGAGCACGUAGUUUUCAUCCCUUCAUACGUCAAUUCUUUGUGCGCGCAUGCGACCCUUCUCACGUCAAGAUCAUGAAGCUUGAAGUGUUGACCAACCUAGCGAGAGCGGACAACAUCUCCCUGCUCCUCCGGGAGUUCCAGUCCUAUAUCGCCGGUGGAGAGAAGAGUAGUGUAGCAGCGACUAUCCAGGCGAUAGGACGGUGUGCGGCGAGUAUACCUGAGGUGACCUCUACCUGUCUAUCUGGUCUGGUUCAGCUCCUAUCCUCACCAGACCAAGCUGUUGUAGCGGAGAGUGUUCUAGAAAUCAAGAAACUUCUUCAAACACAGGAGGAUGAGCAUACAGAUAUCAUUACACAGAUGGCAAAACUUAUCGACACCAUAGAGGUUCCGAGUGCACGUGCUGCAGUUUUGUGGGUGGUUGGAGAGUAUUGUCGCCGUAUCCCUCUAGUUGCUCCAGACGUGCUCAGAAAGCUCGCCAAAUCCUUCUGCGCGGAGACGGACGAAGUAAAGAUCCAGGUUCUAAAUCUAGCAGUUAAACUCUGCCUCACCAACUCCAAGCAGACAAAACUUCUAGCCCAGUACGUGCUUAACCUGGCCAAGUACGAUAUGAACUACGACAUCAGGGACCGAGCACGUUUCAUUCGCGCAUUUCUAUUCCCCGCUGAGCCCGGGAAUAUCCAGAAAAUGGCGAAGAGUAUAUUUCUGGCAGAGAAACCAGCGCCAAGUAUCGAGUCUAGGUUUAAGAACAGAGAGGCUUAUCAACUAGGUUCUUUAUCUCACUUUAUCAAUGCCCGGGCAGCAGGAUACCAGGACCUACCGGAGUUCCCGGAGCAGGCUCCAGACGCAACCCUGAGAAACGUGGAACCUGUCAAACCUACGGAAAAUCCUUGGAAGAAAGAAGAAAAGGCACCAAAGAAAGGAGGAAAAUUCUAUGAUUCUGACUCCUCCCAUAAACAGAAUGGAAAGAAGAUUGUCUCCGGUAGCUCUGGAACAUCCGACUCUGAGUCUUCUAGCUCUAGCUCUAGCUCUGACUCCGACACUGAGAUUAAACCUAAAGCGAAGAAACCGGUUCCAAAGAAGAUGGUUCCUGUCCCCAAACCAACCCCGGCUCCAGUCCGGAUUCAGAAACCAGCGGAGACAAGUGACUCCGACUCCAGUGAUGAAGAAGAAGAGGUUAAACCUAAACCCUCUAAACUCAACGGAACAAAACCUUCUGAACCUGCUGUUGCUAAACCUGACCCCCCUAGAUCCAACCUGGACCUGCUGCUGGACCUGGAUGCCCCUAUGGAGAUGAGUAUACCCGCUCUGACCCCUGUGACCGGGUCAGCUACCCCCUUGGCUCCGGAGAAGGAUGUACUAGACGCUAAACCCAUGUUUGUGUCUACUAGUUCAGUAGAACUCUUGAACAAACUCUCUACAGGAGGGGUUCAGGUGAACUACCGUUAUACUCGACACCCUCACAUCUAUGCAGCGGAUAUGAUGGCGAUAGAGUUUAACUUUAUAAACCAUGGUUCCGAAGAUUCAGGAGAGAUUAAGAUUGGUUCCAAGCGUCUAGCUCCGGGUCUCAGUUUACAUGAGUUCCCUGGAGUUUUAAACCUGACUCCUGGUCAGAGUCUGAACACAACACUGGGAAUCGAUUUUAGGGAUUCGACACAAUCUGGAAAUUUUGAUAUUGUGAUUGGGAACCGACCUCAUGCUGUCAACCUUCAGCCUCCUACUGGGGAGAUGCUUCGGCCUCUCAGGUUAGCUGAGACGGAGUGGAAGGAUAAGCAGAUGAAGCUACGAGGAAUGUGUGAGAUGAAAGGAAAGGUGGAGCUCCCCAGCCACGCCUGUGAUACACAAUCUAUCUGUUCUAGGAUAUAUAAGGCAGCAAACGUUAUACAGGUGCCUUCUAGUAGUGGUGAUAUUCUGCAGUUUGCUGGAAGUACCCUGGCUCAGAAACUGGUGGUUCUCAUCUCCAUCUCCUCCUCUACCAAUCUUGUCAUCAACACAGAGAACAUUGUCAUCGGAAACAUGUUACUCAAGGAGAUCAAGAACGCGCUUGAGAAAUCAUGAUCAAAACGCGCAUUAAAGUUUACGAUCUGAUCUGAUUUAUAGAUUUCGCCUUUACAUUAAAUUUAUUUAAUUUGUGUGAUUUUAGAUUAUUAAUUGUUGCUUUUACAAUUGUAUAUUUUAUUUUUAUAAUUGUGUUUUGGGAUUUUAUAAUAAUAUGCUUGUACUUCAGCUGCACAUUGAAUCGGAACUUAUGAACAAAUUACGUUUAUAACUUCCAUGCUUUUAUUAGUUAAGGUUAGAUUUGGUUAACAAAUAUUAUUUCGUCUUAUUUCGUUUUUCUGUCAGUGCUUGUAAACUCGUUACUGUUUAAAAAUAUUUGUAAAUUACGUGUAAAAGUAAUUUACAAUGUAGUUGUGUAGUUUUUUUUUAUAAGAAUUAAAAGCGUUAUUGUUUCGUUCUUUUAAGUUACCGAAACCAAAAAUAUCGUAGUUUUGAUAUCCUCAACGUAUUAUUGUAACAUGAAUUUUCUGGUGGAUUAAAUAAAUGUGAUUUCUCUUU
Eurytemora carolleeae is the source of this 3675-nucleotide messenger RNA. RefSeq names its product AP-3 complex subunit beta-2-like (gene rb). Gene Ontology annotation, biological process: vesicle-mediated transport; intracellular protein transport. Gene Ontology annotation, cellular component: membrane coat; AP-3 adaptor complex. The record is from RefSeq and is a predicted model, not a curated record. The transcript is spliced from 19 exons. NCBI's taxonomy places the organism in Eukaryota, Metazoa, Arthropoda, Copepoda, Calanoida, Temoridae.